Fusarium graminearum PH-1 is the source of this 1194-nucleotide messenger RNA. RefSeq lists its product as uncharacterized. The transcript has 3 exons. Gene Ontology annotation, biological process: proteolysis. NCBI's taxonomy places the organism in Eukaryota, Fungi, Ascomycota, Sordariomycetes, Hypocreales, Nectriaceae. Gene Ontology annotation, molecular function: peptidase activity. The coding region runs from base 1 to 1194 and encodes 397 amino acids. The record is from RefSeq and is a predicted model, not a curated record.
AUGAAGGCUUUGUUUCUUUCUAUGCUGUGGCCUGCUGUAGCCUGCGCUGCUGCUUGCAAACCGCAACCCCCUAAAUCGAAAGCUGCUUGUAAGCUGUCUGCUCUCAGUGGCGUGGAUCUGAGUGUCGGCUUCGACUAUGAAGGGGACUGUGUCCCAAGUACAGGAACUCUCAAUAGCUUCAUGAUCUUUGUUGACUUUUCCGAUGCCGAACCCGUUCAAAGCGAAACUCCUCAAUCACUAUACGAGGCAUUAGUCCCCCGAACGAUCGAAUGGUAUAAGCAGGCUUCUUACGGGGCUCUGUCCCUCAAUAUCACUGCGGAUCUGUCCAAGUUCUACCGCAUGCCCACAUCUGCUGCGUCUUAUGGCUGGGAGCGAGGUCUGACAUGGGCAGAACAUCAAGUCUAUAUCCAGGAUGCUCUCGACGCUUAUACAGCCAACGGCACUCGUCCUCCGCCCCCCGAAUCGGAUGUCCUCUACGUUAUUCCCGUUAUCAGCGCCGGUGUCAGAGGAAUCUCUCGAUCUAUUGCCUUCAAUACACGGGCCAAUACUAGACAGGGUAACUAUGUUGCCAGGAAGACUGUCACAGUCGCAACUGACGCAUUCACAACUUGGGGUCCGAAAAGCUGGAUUACAUUGGCUCAUGAAACGGGACACACUAUGUGCAUGGCUGACUACUAUCCGUUUGAGAACCUUGGUUUGGGUUACUAUGUCGGCGGCUGGAGUGCCAUGGGGGAUGUGUCUGGCAUUGGCCCCGAUUUCUUCGCCUGGGAUAAGUGGCGCCUGGGUUGGAUCAAUGACAAUUCCAUCGACUGUGUUGUAGAUAGAGGGACCUCUGAGCAUACUCUGACACCACUAGAGUCCAAAACCUCCGACAAUGACACCAAGGCUGUAGUCAUCGCCGUCAACCAAACCUCGGCACUUGUCGCCGAAGUACGUACCCCCGAGGGUCUCGACUCAGGUGUUUGCGCACCCGGUGUAUUACUCUACACGAUCGAUGCCUUGGUCAACUCGGGCAGUGGUCCUGUCCGCGUUGUAGAUGUUACCCCAGGAUCUGGCGGUUGUGGUACUGAUAGUGUCUACGACAAAAACGAUGGAACGCUGUCUCUAGACACUGGCAGGAAAUUAAAGCCCUUGCCACUCGUUUCAACUCCUCUCAUGUCAGCUUUUGAGUGGGUACCAGAAAUCAGAGCCUGA